Molecule: messenger RNA, 2352 nt
Organism: Capronia coronata CBS 617.96
Lineage: Eukaryota; Fungi; Ascomycota; Eurotiomycetes; Chaetothyriales; Herpotrichiellaceae
Product: methylenetetrahydrofolate reductase (NADPH)
Exons: 1
Coding region: 1-2352 (783 amino acids)
Biological process (GO): tetrahydrofolate interconversion
Cellular component (GO): cytosol
Molecular function (GO): methylenetetrahydrofolate reductase [NAD(P)H] activity; FAD binding
Source: RefSeq, a predicted model, not a curated record
AUGGCGGACGACGACCGGCUCCCUACGCUGUUAUCCUCCCUCCCGCCCUCCUCUCACUACUUCUCGCUCGAAUUCUUCCCGCCCAAAACGUCGUCCGGGUUCUCGAACCUCCAGUCCCGUCUGGCUCGGAUGGCCGCGGCCCUCCGCCCGCUGUUUGUGACCGUCACAUGGGGUGCCGGUGGAUCGACAGCGACAAAGUCUUUGGAACUGGCCGAAGUAUGUCAGAGACAGCUAGGCCUGACGACCGUCCUGCAUUUGACAUGUACGAACAUGAAGAGAAGCAUGGUGGACGAGGCCCUGGAGAGCGCCAAGGAGGUUGGGAUCCGAAACAUCCUGGCUUUAAGAGGCGAUCCGCCCAGAGAAGAAUACAGAGACACCAAUGAAGGAGGAAGCGGAGGCUCGGGAACGGACAGCAACGAGGACUUUGUCUGGGCCGUCGACCUGGUACGGUAUAUCCGGCGCAACUAUGGCGACUACUUCUCCAUCGGCGUCGCAGGGUACCCAGAAGGCCAUGCGGAUGAGAGCAAUCCGGAGGCAGGGAAGCAGAGUGUCGAGCACGAUUUGCCGUAUCUGGCAGAAAAGGUAGCCGCCGGCGCAGACUUCAUCAUGACCCAACUCACCUACGACAUCAACGCCUACCAAGCGUACGAGAAGAGACUGAGGGAAUAUGUGGACGACGACGGGAACAAAUUGUUCGCAAACAUCCCCAUCAUCCCGGGUCUGAUGCCUAUUCAGAGCUACCAGAUCAUCAAACGAAUCACGAAACUGAGCCACGCAAAGAUUCCGGAAGAUAUCUCCCGCCGCAUCGAAGCUGUCAAGGCCGAUGACGAAGCCGUGAAGAGAGUCGGAGUCGACAUUCUGAGUGAGCUGAUCGACCAGAUGAAGACGCUCCCACAGCCCGAAGGCAUGCCGCGGGGUUUCCAUUUCUACACCCUCAAUCUGGAAAAGUCGGUGGCUUUCAUCCUCGAACGGACGGGGCUGAUCCCACCCAUCUCCGAACCUGACACGGGCGCCGCCGCGUCAAGCGAUGCCUCCGACUCGGACGCCAUCGCGAACGACGACGUGAAGACAAAGACACCAACACCAACAGCGACAUCAGCUCUGUCCAACGGAACAACAGCACAGAAUGGCAUCUCUCCCCUCAAGGCUGGCAUCACCAAGCGAAGAACCAGUUCCGUCAAUGCACAGCCCCAUAACAGAGUCAUUCUCGAGCACGCCCGGCAGGAACACCAACAACAACAGCUACAAAAAGAGGCCGAGAAGGCAGAAACAACCACACCAGUGGUGAACCAACAUCUCGCACCGAACCGGGGCACGGGAAUCCCCGCGUCGGAUCCGACGAGGAAACACAACCUCAUGAUCUCCGAAGGCCAAGGCUCUCUAGGACGGGAAGCGACAUGGGACGACUUCCCCAACGGCCGCUGGGGACCUUCGCAUUCACCCGCGUUCGGCGAGAUCGACGGCUACGGCCCCACGCUGAAAGUCGGCCCCAUCACGGCCCGCCGGCUCUGGAACCAUCCGAAGUCGCGCGACGACGUGACCGCCCUGUUCCGCCGGCACGUCGUGGGCGAGCUCGAGGCCGUGCCCUGGAGCGACGAGAUCGACGUGGACAGCGGCGGCCCGGCGGCCCUCCGCGCCGAAACCGAAGUCAUUCGACAGGACCUGCUCGCUUUGAUCGAGAACAAGGGCUACUGGACACUCGCGAGCCAGCCGGCCGUCGACGGCGUCAGGAGUGAAGACGAGACUUUUGGCUGGGGUCCGCCGGGCGAAGGGUUCGUGUUCCAGAAGGCGUUUGUCGAGUUCUUCUGUCCGCGGUGCGAAUGGGAGGAAAAGCUUCGACCCCGACUGAUCAAGUACGGGCCUCAGCAAGUCGGGUGGUUGAAAACGGAUGCUCAUGGAGAGUUUGAGUCGAGUGAAUUGUUGGAGAUGGCUGAGGACGGUCGAAGGGAGGAGGAAGAAAGACAAGAGGCUUCGUCGCCUUCCAAGACCGAAGAUGGACCAACACAACAACAAGCUCCUACGUCGGAAACAACAUCGAAGGGAACUACGACGACAUCCACAUCAACAAUACCAACCAGCGGCGUCAAUGCCGUCACCUGGGGCGUCUUCCGCGGCAAAGAGAUCGUGACGCCCACCAUCAUCGAGGCCGAGAGUUUCCGCGCAUGGGGCGAAGAGGCAUACAGUAUCUGGAGCGAGUGGCGCCGCUGUUUCCCCCGCGGUAGCCAGGAGGAACAGUUUUUAGAGCAGAUGCGUAGGGAGUCCGUGCUGGUCAAUGUCGUCGGACACACGUACAUUGGGGGUCAUGCGGGUCAGGGGGGAGAAUUGUGGAAGAUUCUGCUUUCUGAUGAAUGA